Molecule: messenger RNA, 1888 nt
Organism: Brachypodium distachyon (stiff brome)
Lineage: Eukaryota; Viridiplantae; Streptophyta; Magnoliopsida; Poales; Poaceae
Product: GDP-mannose transporter GONST3
Exons: 2
Coding region: 340-1452 (370 amino acids)
Cellular component (GO): Golgi apparatus
Molecular function (GO): GDP-fucose transmembrane transporter activity; antiporter activity
Source: RefSeq, a predicted model, not a curated record
CUGCAGCCUCGCACAGAUUUGGGGAGAAGCGAAAAGCCGAAAAGGGUGUCCGUCUCCACUCUCCAGUCUCCAGCAAUCUCUCCGGCGAAUCUCUCUCUCUCUCUCUAAACCCAACUUCGCCGCAUUAUUCUCCCCAAACCCUUGUCCCCGCCGCGCAAUGGCGCAAUCUCGCAUCCCAAAUCCCCUUGUGCCGGCUCUGUCCGAUUCCAAGUUGGCCCGGUGAAGAUCGACCGGCUCUGUCCUGAUUCUAGGUCGUCCCGGUGAAGAUCAAGAUCCUUCUGCGGAUCCCCGGAGACUUUGCUCCAAUUUCAAGUCCUGACACGCAAAAAAGCCCCCAAGAUGUCUAAUCUAACAGAGCCCUCAAAAGAAGGUUCUACAGCUGAUGAUUCAAGCCCUCUCCAGAAAACUGGAACCUGGAGUAACAUAUUGAGCACUCUUAUCCAGCAAGCUUCAGUCUAUGGUUUGGCUAUUGGUUAUUGCCUGUCAGCAUCUCUGCUCUCCAUUAUCAACAAAUGGGCAAUCAUGAAAUUUCCAUACCCUGGGGCACUGACAGCUCUACAGUACUUAACUAGUGUUGCUGGAGUUCUCUUAUGUGGACAACUAAAGCUUAUCGAGCAUGAUGGCCUGAAUUUGGCAACAAUGUGGAAGUUCUUACCUGCGGCUGUGAUGUUCUACAUCUCCAUCUUCACAAACAGUGAACUGCUGCUGCAUGCCAAUGUGGAUACAUUCAUCGUGUUUCGCUCUGCUGUGCCGAUAUUUGUGGCAAUCGGAGAGACGUUGUACCUUCACCAACCAUGGCCAUCGUUCAGGACAUGGCUUUCACUUUCCACUAUACUUGGUGGAAGUGUGAUAUAUGUUUUCACAGAUUACCAGUUCAGUGUGACUGCUUACAGCUGGGCAGUUGCCUAUCUAGCCAGCAUGUCAAUUGAUUUUGUGUAUAUCAAGCACGUCGUCAUGACCAUUGGGCUUAACACAUGGGGCCUUGUGCUCUACAACAAUCUUGAGGCUUUGAUGCUGUUCCCCCUCGAGCUCCUUAUAAUGGGAGAGUUUAAUCAGAUGAAGGUGGACAGCUCUAAAAUGGCAAACUGGCUUUCAUUCGAUGUGAUUCUCCCUGUUGCUCUGUCCUGCCUGUUUGGGUUAUCGAUAUCCUUCUUUGGGUUCUCAUGUAGAAGGGCCAUCUCUGCUACCGGAUUUACAGUCCUUGGUAUAGUGAACAAGCUCCUGACUGUCGUGGUUAAUCUGCUUAUCUGGGACAAGCAUGCCUCCCUUGUGGGAACAAUUGGGCUGCUGAUAUGCAUGUCCGGUGGUAUUCUCUACCAGCAGUCCACCACAAAACCAAAGGCACCCAGCGUCGAGCCAAAGGAAGAGAAGGACGAGGAGGAGCAGAAGUUGCUUGAGAUGCAGCAAGGGCUUGAGGCCAAUUCCACUCAAGAACAUAGUAGUACCUCGUAAGCCUUGUGCUAGAGUUUUGCUUCCCUGGACCAUUCGACAGAUAAGUUUGGCCAAAGGGUCCAGUUGACAUGAGAAUCUCGCGGUGCUGUAGACACUGCAAGUCACGGAGAAAGCUGAAUUUCAUUCAGCAAUUCUUUUGUCAUCGUUUUCAUUUGUUAGACAGGAUUGCUGAGCUGUAGGGGCAGCAGACCCCUGAAACAUGCCAACGCCGAAUACACAAGCAACUAUUGCAGUUUGUCAUUUCUUUUCUUUGCGGUGAAAAAGGUCUUCCUUUGUGACGGAAUGAAAAAUUCCUUGUAUCAGUAAGGCUCAAUGAGCCUCAGUCUCGCAACCGUGUUAGUAGUUGUAUAUACACAUUGCAAUGAUCUCGCUGCGUUGACUUGUAUUAGUAGUUGUAUAUACACAUUGCAAGCUCAGUAAUCCAUGUCAUCGACAA